Cyphellophora attinorum is the source of this 912-nucleotide messenger RNA. RefSeq lists its product as uncharacterized. Lineage: Eukaryota; Fungi; Ascomycota; Eurotiomycetes; Chaetothyriales; Cyphellophoraceae. The record is from RefSeq and is a predicted model, not a curated record. The transcript has a single exon. The coding region runs from base 1 to 912 and encodes 303 amino acids.
AUGCCGGCUCGUGCGAACAAAGUCAAGUUCGCCGCGGACACGAAACCUGCGAGCUCUUUGGACCCACCAUCUCCAGUGAUCGUAGCCGGUCCGCUCUUCCAUGAGCUGAGAAGACGCAGAGAACUCCUGGAGCAAGGUCCGAUCGCCUUAACACAACAUGUACUACCUCAGCCACCACCUCGUCUACCAAGAUCCGCCAAAGCCAAGCACAAAGCUCGCCUGACCGACAAAGAGAUCGACGUCUACCUCGGAGCGCAUCUGCAAGGCGCGACGCUCAAGCGCACCAAAACCGUCCGCAGCAAACUCCAGAGGCUAGGCCUCGCAGACUCUACGUACGAAGCUCAACGCGAGAGCUACAAGACAACGCUGAUCAAGACCAUCGCUGUCAUCGAAGGAAAGCUUCUCAAAUCCGUCAAACUCGAUCUAGCCCGCUCAGGCAUACAUGAUGACCAGCAGCGCCUGAAAGUAGCUCGUUCGAUGACAUGCUGUGCUGAAUUCGCCGCCACGGCCGAUGCAGAAGCCGACUCUACCAGCGCCUCAAGAGCCCGACGUAAGGCCAAGGAGACCGCCAGCUCUAACAUCAUCACCUGCUCAGACCCUCUCUGCGAGAUCUCCACAUACCACGCUUCCUGUCUAUGGGCUGUCGAGAUUGGAAACUACAAGGAGUUCGCCAAUUUAUGCGCUCGGAACCCCCUGAAGGGCAAGUGGCUGUGUACGCGAUGUGUAGCUUCACGCAGGAACAGUGGAUUCCCGGAGUUACCCGCCAUCCUGAGGGAGCUGAAGCGCGCCGAGGAUGCUAUGAAGUGGCCGCCAAUCGAGAGCGUGGACGCGCGACGCGGUUGGGCGCCUGUAGUUGUUCCAGGUGUGCAGAAGGCAAGAACAGAAGCGGGAAGCGGAGGCUUGGAGGUGUAA